Molecule: messenger RNA, 2485 nt
Organism: Paraphaeosphaeria sporulosa
Lineage: Eukaryota; Fungi; Ascomycota; Dothideomycetes; Pleosporales; Didymosphaeriaceae
Exons: 1
Coding region: 116-2245 (709 amino acids)
Biological process (GO): mRNA processing
Cellular component (GO): exon-exon junction complex
Molecular function (GO): mRNA binding
Source: RefSeq, a predicted model, not a curated record
CCCCCGCCGAGCCGUCAGCUCAUCGCACGUUCGCCGCCCUUAAGCCGGCCGAAUAUACGUACCACGCCGCUCAUCGCCGCCACUACCCCACCCAACACUCUUUCUCCCCGGGACUAUGGCCGGCAUUAGGAAGAGGCAGACUGGCAUUGCGCGUCGCAGGAGACUAGACGACGAGGACAGCCGCUCUGUGGCGACGGAGGGCGCCGAGGACUCCCAGAGCGACAUUUCGGUGCCCAGCGACGUGGACGAGGAUGCCGACGCAGACAACAGCGACCUGAGCGAGGUGGACAGCUCUGCCUCGCUCACAGACGGCAAGGCCAAGCGGAAAGCAAAUGGUGCCCGAGACGCAAAACCGCGGGCAGACGUCACCACUCGGCGGGUGCCUUCCCCGCCCAUUGCAAGGUCUGACGCAACCUUCACGGCAACCAAGGACACGGAGAUAAUGCUGAAUGGCCUUGCCAUCGCAGACAAGGCCGCCGAAGAUGAAGUGCUAGAUUUCGAGACAGGCCAAGCCGUGGGCGCUUCAGCACCUGCGGUCGCUGCUCCAGAUCGCUCUGAAACGUUUGCAGAACGGAAGAGAAGGGAGCACGAAGAGUACAAAAAGAAAAGGGAUUCGGAUCCGGCCUUCAUCCCAAACCGUGGCGCCUUCUUCAUGCACGACCAGCGAUCCGCGCCUGCCCAGAACGGCUUCAGACAAUUUGGCGGGAGAGGCGGGAGGGGAGGCGGCAUGGGUGGGCCCUUUGCACCGGCGAGCAUGAGGAAACCAGGUGCAGAAGCAACCGAUUCGCCGUGGCAGCACGAUCUGCACGAAACCGUCAACGAGGCCAACGCCCAGAACCCCCCUUCACAAGCUCAGCCUGCACACUCUGGCGGAUCUGUACAACAAGGGCUGGCUCCUAUGCAACAAUAUGGGAGAGUGCAAGCACAGCCGGCGCCGAAACCGCCGCAGACGCGCAACUUCUCUACUACGCGGCAUACCCACAAUGCGCUUGUCCGAGUAUUCCUGCCAACGAUGAAGGAGCCGAUCCUGUUCCAGAAUGUUCCCAUCAAACAACACACACGUCUGCCCAACCACCGGCCGCCCCUUCGCCGCGACAAGCCUGUGCGCAUCUCGUUACCCCCUUCUGCACCACGAUACAUCUUCCCGACGGUCGAACGAUCCUUCAUAUUCAUACCACGAGCGCUCAGGCCCAACCAGCAAGGCUUUGGACGAGGAAGGGGGCGCGGUUUUGGUUCCUUUGGCGGUGGCUUCUCCAGCCGAAGGACCAGUGCAUAUGGUGGCAGCGUUUACUCGCCAAGCGUAGCAAUGAGCAGACGGUCAUCCAUGGCCCGCGAGAUGGGUCGAGAUAGUCUGGUCUCCCCGGCCGGGUCUAUCAUGUCUCGCGGAGGUUACGAUCCUUCGCGCCCGGUUGUUCGACUCCCGCCUGGAGGCCCCAAACUUCCCAAUGCACCACCCGUUAUCUCACCGCAAAGUGCAACCCCGUCGGGCGGGUUUCAGCAAUCCUACCCGCUUCCCCAGAAGCCGACCUUCCGCGAGAACUGGACUCAAGGCCAAAUUCCCAUGCACCAGCCCCGUCCUCAGAAGACUGUCUCAGUCGCCGGCAUCGAGUCGCCGGCGUCGAUGACUUUCAAUCCGCCGCAGCAACAAGAGCAGCAGCCAUUCCACCAGCAGAUUCCUGCACACGCACAUGGAGGAGCGCCGCCCACCGAGCCCCAACCUUUUUAUCCUCACACCCGCCAGCCAUCGUUUCCCACUCAGACUUCGACCGGCACACCAUUGUCCAACAUCCCGGAAAGGGCUAUUCACGCUCCAGCCUUCCAGCCGUUCCAGCCUGGGUACCAGCCGCAAAACUUUGCGGUGCCUCAGGGCUACUACUACCCGCAGAACGCUCAACCUCCGUACAUGCCUCCCGGCGGUAUGGUGCCUAUGUUCGUGCCGAACGCGCAACAAGGUGGCUACGUCAUGCCUAUGGCUGCACCUCCUGCACCUGCUGCUCCAGCGCCUGCUCCCGCGCCUGCUCCCGCACCCGCUCCUGCUGUCCAGCCUAGUCAAGUGGCCUAUGAGUCGAACGGCAUGACUUACUAUGUUGAUCCUACGCAGCUAUACACUUCGCCCAUGGAAGGCUAUCCACAAGCCAGCUACGCAGUUCCCGGCAUGGGUGGAAUGAUGACACCUGGUCCUCCCGAUGCUGCAUACUACUACCCACAGCAGAUGCAGCCAGCACCUUUCUACCAACCCCAGUAGUGCGGGGACUCUGCCGCGCUAGAGCCGAAGGUACAACUUGGGACGCAUUGGGCCUUGAGACGUUUCCCGCCGACAGAAGAGGAUUGGAACAUCGCAUCUCGCGUUGUGGAUGUUCGCCCUCCUCACGUCACGAUCGCACCCUAUUUGACCAAGCGCUUAUAUCACCUCCUCUAUCCAGAAAUCUUGGAAGCCCCAGAGAGCGGAGAGACCACCGAACAACUCAAAAAGCUCAGUCUCCAU